GAUUGGGUCGGCGGUGAAGAAUGUAGACCCGGCCGCUCCCCAUGGUAAAACAAAAUAAUCCGGCGAUGCUGGAUGUUCAGAGCGGGGCGCUCGCAGCCCCGCCGCCGGCCGUAGGCUCACCUCGGGUUCCCCCACGCUUUCCCCCUCGUCCCGCCCCUGCCCUGCUCGGGUGAACGCCCGCAGCGACGUCCGAGGUGACAGGAGAAAGGAGCGGAAGGAUAUCUUUCGGAGACGGCCGUCCGCUUGAGGCGAGAGAGUGUGACAGAGGAAGUAGUUCCGGCCCCGAUUGGGCCUUGUUUCCCAAAAAUAGCGCCCAGCGGGUAUCCGUGCGCCGGUGUCAGUGUCUCCUGAGGAGCCUCAGCGGGGAGGAGGCAGGAGCGGCGGCGGCGGGCGGCGAGGGGACGCGGGCGGGUGCUUAUAAGAAGAAAUAGGAACCUUUUCUCAAGCUGAAGACAAAGUAAAAGAAAACUGUAUCAUGUGUUAGAAUACUGAAGAGUGACAUUUCUUGGAUUAGUAUAUUUCUGGAUUGUGAAGCAAAAGAAAGAAGAGGCUGAAAAUGGGGAGAAAGAAAAUACAGAUCACAAGAAUAAUGGAUGAACGGAACAGACAGGUCACCUUUACAAAGAGGAAGUUUGGAUUAAUGAAGAAGGCGUAUGAGUUGAGUGUACUCUGUGACUGUGAAAUAGCACUCAUCAUUUUUAACAGCUCUAACAAACUCUUUCAGUAUGCCAGCACUGAUAUGGACAAAGUUCUACUUAAAUACACAGAAUACAAUGAGCCCCAUGAAAGCAGAACCAACUCAGAUAUCGUUGAGACCUUAAGAAAGAAAGGCCUUAAUGGUUGUGAGAGCCCUGAUGCUGACGAUUACUUUGAGCACAGUCCACUAUCGGAGGACAGAUUCAGCAAACUAAAUGAAGAUAGUGAUUUUAUUUUCAAGCGAGGCCCUGCUCUGAACAAGAAGGAACACAGAGGGUGCGACAGCCCGGACCCUGACACUUCAUAUGUGCUCACGCCACAUACAGAAGAAAAAUAUAAAAAAAUUAAUGAAGAGUUUGAUAAUAUGAUGCGGAAUCAUAAAAUCGCAGUGAGUACUAAACCUGGCUUGCCUGCUCAGAACUUCUCGAUGUCGGUUACAGUUCCAGUGUCCAAUCCCAACACUUUAACCUACAGUAACCCAGGGAGUUCCCUCGUAUCCCCAUCACUGGCAGCCAGUUCAUCAUUAACGGACACGACCAUGCUCUCCCCACCUCAGACCACCCUGCAUCGGAACGUAUCACCUGGGGCCCCUCAGAGACCACCAAGUACUGGCAAUGCAGGCGGAAUGCUGGGGACAACUGACCUCACAGUGCCAAAUGGAGCUGGUACCAGUCCAGUUGGAAAUGGCUUUGUGAAUUCUCGAGCUUCACCAAGUCUACUCGGAACUACUGGUGGUGGGAAUGGCUUGGGCAAAGUUAUGCCUACAAAGUCUCCACCUCCACCUGGAGGUGGUAAUCUUGGAAUGAACAAUCGCAAGCCUGACCUCCGUGUUGUCAUCCCACCCUCCAGCAAGGGUAUGAUGCCACCAUUGUCGGAGGAGGAUGAAUUGGAGUUGAAUACCCAAAGGAUAAGUAGUUCUCAGUCUACACAGCCUCUUGCUACCCCUGUGGUGUCUGUGACAACUCCGAGUUUGCCUCCGCAGGGAUUGGUGUAUUCGGCCAUGCCUACUGCCUACAACACUGAUUACUCCUUGACUAGUGCAGACCUGUCUGCCUUGCAGGGAUUUAACUCCCCGGGAAUGCUGUCCUUAGGGCAGGUCUCUGCCUGGCAACAGCACCAUCUCGGUCCAGCAGCCCUCAGCUCUCUCGUUACUGGCAGCCAGCUAUCUCAGGGUUCAAAUUUAUCCAUUAAUACCAACCAAAACAUCAACAUAAAAUCUGAACCAAUUUCACCUCCCCGGGACCGUGUAACUCCCUCUGGGUUCCCGCAGCAGCAGCAGCCACAACCGCAGCAGCCGCAGCCGCCGCCGCCGCAGCAGCAGCCGCAGCCGCCGCAGUCGCGGCAGGAAAUGGGCCGCUCUCCUGUUGACAGUCUCAGCAGCUCCAGCAGCUCCUACGACGGCAGCGACCGGGAAGACCCGAGGAGUGAUUUCCAUUCACCCGUGGUGCUGGGAAGGCCACCGAAUUCCGAAGAUAGGGAGAGUCCAUCGGUAAAACGAAUGAGGAUGGACACGUGGGUGACAUAAGCUUGCGGUGUUGCCUCUUCAGUUUUGUGUUCUCAAAAUGAACUGUCCUGACAUAUCUAAAUUUAUAAAUAAGGACAUAAAAUAAGUAUAUUUAUAUGUAUAUACAUACAUGCAUAUAUAUAUCUUCACAUGCAUAUAUAUGUGCUAGUGUGUGUAGCAUACACGGAAUCAUCAGGCACUUACGACAAACUUCUUGUAUAGCUGCAGAUGUCCCAUGGUAAAACGUAACAGAACAAUCCUGUAGGUAUUGAUCUAGUCUGGCACUUACCUGGACUCGUUGUUUUAAUAAUAUAACCUGUUUUGCAAAGAAACCUUGUACCCGCAUUAUAAUCCUACCACACUAGAUUGCAGAAACCGAGAGGGCUCGCCUGUAGUAACGUCCCUGUGUGUUUUAUUCAAGCUGUAUGGUUACUUGUAGUUAAGAAAUAAUGCUUUGUAGCAGCAGAGCAGUAGAAAAGCAGGAAGAAGAAAGCAAUACUGUACAUAAAAUGACCUUUAUAUUACCCAACCUGGCAUGGGUCUCUAUUGCAGAGGGUGCAUGGAGAAGGGCUGAUGCUAUAAGAAAUAAUAAAAAAACAAAACAAAAACAAAAACCCUGUUUUGCACGUGCAAAAAAAAAUAGUGUAUUGGGUCAAAGAAGUGAUUUUUUUAAUGAGUGAAAGAGAGACAUAGAGAACUCGCAUGAAAUAUUCAGAAAAUAUUAGCCUAGAAAAUAGAACAUUAACAAAAUAAAAUUAAUAUAUUAAGUUAUAAUUGGAAUAUGUUUGACAAAUUUGUUUUUACGUUCAUACCUUUGAAAAAUAUAGAAACGGAUUUUAGCUCAUGUAUAUUUUAUAUUAAAGAAAACAAUACCCUAAUGAAUUGAAGACUAUAUAUAAAGUUAUAUACAGUACUUUUGAACACAUUCUGCUAUGAAUUAUUUAUAUAAGCCAAAGCUGUAUGUUGUAGCUUUUUUGUAGAGUAUAGUUUUAUCUUAUUUUGACUUUCUAGUUUUUGCUUUCAAAGAUGAAAAGGAAAAACUUGCAGGCGGAACCUUGGGGGAAAAAUAAGCCAUGAACACUUAUAUGUAAAUUUAAAUUUGAGCCAAACUCUUUGUGUAUAUAGCAUCCUAAAUAUAUUAUCACCUUUGGUGUAAGUACCUAUGUAUUGUACGUUCACCAGAUUAAAAAGUAUAUUUUUGUGGAUUGACGCCAACUUGAAAAAAGGCGAGGUCCUUAUUAAGUAGAGUAUUCACUGUUUAAUAUUUACUAUUUUGUUAAAUAUACUGUACUUUCUUUGGAUUUUAAUUAUUAUUAAUAUUAUUAUCCAGAUUUUUCAGAGGGUGUAUAAAGGGGUUGUCCCCCUCACUGGUGGUGAAUGUGUGCCGUUAAAUUGUAAUCUCUGUGCUGUAUGGUUAAGCUUCAUUAUACAUUUUAUAUAUAUGUAUAUAAAUAGCAAAGUGGCAAAAAAAAAAAAUAAUCCGGUGUUAAGUUCAUCCUGCAUAAAUAUAAAAAAUCUGUUACAACACAUUUUAAGGCAUCAUUUUAAAGCUGCCUCUUCUGAGGAGGAAAAAAAAAAACCACAAAAAAACAAAACAGUGGAAAAACUUGACCUAAUUUCUCAUGAUAGGGAAAUAACACAUAUCAGACGAGCACAAAAGGUUUUUUCAGUUGGUAAGUGGUUUGGGAUAAAGCCUCAGCCUCAGAAACAAGUUUGUGUUCCUCGUUGCUGCUGCCGUGACAGAGGGAGGGAUGCAGAGGCCUGGCCAGGAGGAGGGUUGGCAGCUGUUGGACGCGGCAGGGCCUGGCUGGGCCGAGCAGGGGCCGGGGCCGGCGAGGGCAGGGCCUUCCUCCCGCUGACGCGUGGGCCCCGCUCACACCACUCCGUUGAGGGGUUUGGGCUGGGUUUGAGCAGCGAAAAGUCUCAGGAGCCAAACUCGGUUUGGUGGCUGAUGCCAGCCUGGCGCGGUGGAGCUGACGGGGCGGUAGGGAGCCGCCUGGGGAGCCCUGUCGGCAUCUGGCCUCUUCCCAGGUCCCUCUGCGCGUCCCCCCGUCCUGCAGGGGGGAUGUGUCCGCCUGUGCUGGGAACCAAAGUAACGAGAUACAACUCAAUAGUUCUGGGGAAGAAACUACAGUGCUGUUUUAUUAUCCAAACUCCUGAAGUUGUCCCUCAUAUUUAUUAAAUUCUUGCUUGGGCUUUAAAUUUUUUUUUUUUUUUUAGUAAUUUAAAAAAAUGAUGCUGCGAGUAAGAAGUGUGAGAAAUGGAAAUGCAGCGGGGACAGCGCUCUCCCCGGCUGCUCCCUUUAGUGGGUGACUGAAGAACAAAGUCAGUACCUGCGGCUUCCAAAUCCCAUCUCUUGUUGUCAUGGUAACUUCUAAAAAACGUACAGGUUUCAGUUCGUUCCAGCCACUUACCUUUGGAAAUUCCGCUUCAUUUAUUGUAGGUAGUUGUCGGUUUACAGGAGCGCAGAGGAAAAUGAGACUUCUAAUGGCAAUGCUGUUUCCAAAGCGACUGAAUUCACUUACCACUUCAGAGAACCUUUUAAUGCUCUGAAAAGUUAUGUGAUUUUUUUCAUUAUUUAUGCACAUAUAUGAACUUUGCUGUACAUCAGAGUGGGAGUUCUGCAUUCACAUUUACUGUCUAUUUUCUUGUGUGCCUUAUAAGAUGGCUUUGCUGACUGUAUCUCAAUAGUCUUUAUUUCUAUGCAGGUUUUUAAACAGUACUAUUACUGUUUUCUUAAAGAAAAAAGCUACAUAAGGGUUAGAGUUUGUAUUGAAAUUGCACCAAGGAAUUAAAAAAAACCCUAAUAAUCGGUUCUGAAGAGCUGCCCACGGGCCUGGUCCCGUGUUGCCCCAAACCCUGCACCAGAGUGGGCAGAAGAGACCUCCCCGCGCCUCCGCCUCGGGGGGGCGUCUCCUUGCCACUGAACGAGCGGGAAUCCUGGGUUUUAAUACCAAGUAACUAACUUUGGAACAUACUUUUUUUAGGAAUUGUAAAAAUGUUUUAUAAAAAAAUAAAAAGAGGACAUAGCACAGAUAUUUCAACAGGUUCAAAAAUACUUUUUUUAAGCAAUUGUACUGACUGAAGUUGCAAGUGGAUCCGGUCCUGGUCUGAUCCCAUUCAAGUCUGAAUGAUUGGAGAUUUUUAUCUUCUAAUGUGACAAAUCACCUCUCCAUCUUUGAGCUCUCACCAUAGGAUUUAAAAAUACACGUUAUCAGGGAUUCGUCAGAGAAAAAUGCUUUAGCCUUUCCUUUCACUUAGAGGACACUAAUGCAUCAGAAACUUGCGAAUUACUGUGCGCACAAGAAAUACAUAGUAAAUAAGGAACAAAAUAACUCCUAACAAUUGAUCAUGGGAAGAAGUUAAAUUAGAAUGUGAAAGAAAGACUUAACAAAUGUAAACAUUUAAAUCUUAGUAGAAACUUUCUUCACUUUGCUGUGCAAGAGAACACUGCUUUGCUAUAUUUAAAAUGGCUUUUUUAAAAGAGAUUUAUGUAUUUGGUAAAUGUUUGUAGUCAACAGUUCACAAAGAAGCUGUUCACGGUUUAAUGAUGAUAAGCCGUUUGGCGGCACAAGCUGGACUUUGUUGCCAUCCUUGAGACGAAUCUUUUAAGAAAAAAAUAAGUUAAUCUCAAUUUUUUCCCUGAAUGUGUUGUUUUUUCUUCAAUAUACAAUAAAUAUUCUAGUGAACUUUUUAUCAAAUGGUUAAGAAAAUGCUAGAGGUUGUUGUAAAAUAUUUGUAUCCUGCAUUCACUAAAGUAAAGAUACUGGCUUUUACUGUGUA
Messenger RNA from Chroicocephalus ridibundus (black-headed gull), 5983 nucleotides. It is a transcript of the gene MEF2A, whose product is annotated as myocyte enhancer factor 2A. Gene Ontology annotation, molecular function: DNA-binding transcription factor activity, RNA polymerase II-specific; histone deacetylase binding; RNA polymerase II cis-regulatory region sequence-specific DNA binding. Bases 557 to 2221 code for a protein of 554 amino acids. Gene Ontology annotation, biological process: cell differentiation; positive regulation of transcription by RNA polymerase II. Lineage: Eukaryota; Metazoa; Chordata; Aves; Charadriiformes; Laridae. The transcript has 12 exons. The record is from RefSeq and is a predicted model, not a curated record.